UCACUCGGGGGCCGGGACUCGCCGCGUCACAGCCCCAAGUGGAAGGGGGAAAAAAAGAGGCGGCGGCAGCGGCGGCGGAGGCAGGAGCCGGAGAGAGGGAGGGGAGUGCGGCGGCCUGGCGAGCAGCGGACGCGCAGCGGCAAGCUGUCCCGCGCACCUAGUCCCGGGUACCCUCCCCUCUACGCACCACCUCCCUGGCUGCUGCGCCCCGGGCCCCGGAUCGGCCCACAGUAGCGGCGGCGCCUCGCCGCGCGAGUUCUUGUCUUUGCUUGCGCGCCGGACAUGAGCUCCACCGCCACCUGAGGCGCAGGGGGCGCUGCGCGGGAGGACCGCGCCCCCGGGCUCCCCGUCUCUGCACUGCGGGGCGUCCGCUCAACCCUGGUGGAGGCGGUUGCACAGGAACACAGCGCUGGAGGCAUGGAGCCCGAGGCGCCUGCGGGUCAGGCCCGGGCGGCUGCGGCCAAGUUGUCGGAGGCUGUGGGCGCAGCGCUGAAGGAGCCCCGGCGGCAGCGGCGCCUGGUGCUGGUCAUCGUGUGUGUGGCACUGCUGCUGGACAACAUGCUGUACAUGGUCAUCGUGCCCAUCGUGCCGGACUAUAUCGCCCACAUGCGCGGCAGCAGCGACAGCGCCAUCCCGGGUACCGAAAGCUGGACACUCACCCCACCACCCCCCACAGCGGCCAAUGCCUCAGUGACCAAUGCCUCGGUGCCCCCGACGGCUGUGGGCCCGGCCUGGUCAUCCCUGCGACCCCGCUACCCCACAGAGAGCGAGGACGUGAAGAUUGGGGUGCUGUUCGCCUCCAAGGCUAUCCUGCAGCUGCUAGUGAACCCCCUGAGUGGGCCCUUCAUCGACCGCAUGAGCUACGACGUGCCGCUGCUCAUCGGGCUGGGCGUCAUGUUCGCCUCCACGGCCCUUUUCGCAUUCGCUGAGGACUACGCCACACUCUUCGCCGCUCGCAGCCUUCAGGGCCUGGGCUCGGCUUUCGCCGACACGUCCGGCAUUGCCAUGAUCGCGGACAAGUACCCCGAGGAGCCCGAGCGCAGCCGCGCUUUGGGGCUGGCCCUGGCCUUCAUCAGCUUUGGAAGCCUGGUGGCCCCUCCCUUCGGGGGCAUCCUCUACCAGUUUGCCGGCAAGCGCGUGCCUUUCCUGGUCCUCGCGGUAGUGUCGCUCCUCGACGCGCUCCUGUUGCUGGUGGUGGCCAAGCCCUUCUCGGCCGCUGCCAGAGCGCGGGCCAACCUGCCAGUGGGCACACCCAUACACCGUCUCAUGCUGGACCCCUACAUCGCCGUGGUGGCAGGCGCACUUACCACCUGCAAUAUACCUCUAGCCUUCCUGGAGCCCACCAUCGCCACGUGGAUGAAGCACACGAUGGCGGCGUCCGAGUGGGAAAUGGGCAUGGUCUGGCUGCCGGCCUUUGUGCCGCACGUUUUGGGCGUCUACCUCACCGUGCGCCUAGCGGCUCGCUACCCCCACCUGCAGUGGCUCUAUGGCGCGCUCGGGCUGGCGGUGAUCGGCGCCAGCUCCUGCCUCGUGCCCGCCUGCCGCUCCUUCGCGCCGCUAGUGGUCUCGCUCUGCGGCCUCUGCUUUGGCAUCGCGCUGGUCGACACGGCGCUGCUGCCCACACUUGCCUUCCUGGUGGACGUGAGGCACGUCUCUGUGUACGGCAGUGUCUACGCCAUCGCUGACAUCUCCUACUCGGUGGCGUAUGCCCUGGGGCCCAUAGUGGCCGGUCACAUCGUGCAUUCGCUCGGCUUUGAACAGCUCAGCCUGGGGAUGGGCCUCGCCAACCUGCUCUACGCUCCCGUCCUGCUGCUCCUGCGCAACGUGGGCCUCCUCACGCGCUCCCGCUCGGAGCGGGAUGUGCUGCUGGACGAGCCACCGCAGGGCCUGUACGACGCUGUGCGACUGAGGGAGCGCCCUGCACCUAGUGAGGACGGCGGGCCCAGCAGCCCUCCCGGGCCUUUGGACGGGUGCGAGGACGACUACCCCCGCUACUACACCCGCAGCUAGGACCUGCUGCCUCUCCAGACCCCCUUCCUCCCCCUCGGGUACAGGUGGCUUCACUGCUGGCCCCAACUCAGGCUCAGGGCCCCUCCCGCGAGCACGCAGCCCCUCCUCAGUCCUGUCUUCACUCUCCCAGAGCCCUUCUCCGGGGCCACUCCCUAUUCCCCCCCAUGGGGCAUGUAUGUAGAGCCUUGGAGACCCUGAAGCCAUUAAGCCCCGGGAAGAAGAGAAGCAGUGUGCGGGCCAACCAAAAAUCUUCCCUGGGUAGAGCGGCUGCGUCUGUCUAUCCUCCCUUGCAUUCCUUCCAGUGCCAAACUCGUGUCGCACCGCGGUGCCUCGGGACGAAUUAAUAAACUGUGUC
Messenger RNA from Octodon degus (degu), 2365 nucleotides. RefSeq names its product solute carrier family 18 member A3 (gene Slc18a3). Gene Ontology annotation, biological process: transmembrane transport; chemical synaptic transmission. Gene Ontology annotation, molecular function: acetylcholine transmembrane transporter activity. The record is from RefSeq and is a predicted model, not a curated record. NCBI's taxonomy places the organism in Eukaryota, Metazoa, Chordata, Mammalia, Rodentia, Octodontidae. The transcript has a single exon. Gene Ontology annotation, cellular component: terminal bouton; AP-2 adaptor complex; AP-1 adaptor complex. The coding region runs from base 418 to 2010 and encodes 530 amino acids.